Molecule: messenger RNA, 1587 nt
Organism: Chaetomium strumarium
Lineage: Eukaryota; Fungi; Ascomycota; Sordariomycetes; Sordariales; Chaetomiaceae
Product: X-domain of DnaJ-containing-domain-containing protein
Exons: 3
Coding region: 1-1587 (528 amino acids)
Biological process (GO): protein import into peroxisome matrix
Cellular component (GO): cytosol
Source: RefSeq, a predicted model, not a curated record
AUGGUGGUCGACACCGCAUAUUACGACAUUCUCGGCGUCAAACCGACGGCCACCGAACUCGAGAUCAAAAAGGCCUACCGGAAGCUCGCCAUCGUCCACCAUCCUGACAAGAACCCAAACGACCCGACGGCCCAUACGAAGUUUCAAGAGAUUGGUGAGGCCUACCAGGUCCUGUCCAACGAAGACCUGCGUAAGGCAUACGACAAGUAUGGAAAGGAAUCGGCCCGCCCCACCGAGGGCUUCGUCGACCCUGCUGAGUUUUUCACAAGCAUUUUUGGCGGCGAGGCGUUCAUGGACUGGAUCGGGGAGAUCAGUCUGAUGAAGGACCUGACCGCCACCAUGGAUAUCACCAUGGCCGGCGCCGAGGAUGAGGAAGGGGCGGAAGAAGCGGCCACGGCAACGGAGCCCUCUAAAGAUGGCGAGUUUCCGGGCACAGAAGACGCGAUCAAGGAGAGCUUGAAGACCGCCGAAGGUGCGGGCCCCGCCGGGUCUCCGAGCGAAAAGAGUGAAAAGAAAGCGGUGCCGACGGUCGUAGUCGAGGAUGAGAAGAGCACCGGGAAAGCGGACGCACCACCGCGCUAUCCCCCGAAAGUGCCUUCGCCAGGGCCCGGUUCUGGAGCUUCAACGCCGCGGAGCGGCCGCGCGACCCAGAUUCCCAUCCGGCCGGCUCUCAUGGACAGACCAUCGGACGAAGCCGCACAGGCGUACGGAGAUACUGCACUGCAUGAAGGGAAGCGCAAGGACAAGAAAUCCAAGUCGGGCCUGACAAAGGAGCAGAGGGAGCAGCUAGCAGCCUACGAAAAGGAGCGGGCACGAAUCCGGCAGGAGCGCGUCGAUAUGCUCGCGCGGAAACUGCUAGAUCGUGUUUGUGUCUGGACGGAAACGGACAAGAGCAAAGACGUCACGGUAGCCUUUCAAGAGAAGACGCGGCUCGAAGUCGAGGAUCUCAAGAUGGAAUCCUUCGGCAUCGACAUACUGCACGCCAUCGGCGCCGUCUACGUCAGCAAAGGCACCACACUCCUACGCAGCCAAAAGUUCUUUGGCAUGGGUGGCUUCCUUAGCCGUAUGAAGGAUAAGGGCACGCUCGUCAAGGAUACAUGGAAUACCAUCAGCAGCGCCAUCGACGCCCAGCAGACAAUGGAGGAGAUGGCUCGGCUGGAGCAGCAGGGCGGUGAGGAGUGGACAGAAGAAAAGAAGUCCGAGUACGAGCGGCGAGUGACGGGCAAGAUCCUGACCGCCGCCUGGCGGGGCAGCAAGUUUGAGAUCCAGAGCGUGCUCCGCGACGUCUGCGACGCCGUACUGAACGACAAGAAGGUGCCGCUGGCCAAGAGGCUGGAGCGGGCACAGGCGCUUAUUCUGAUUGGCGAGAUCUGCUCCAACGCCAAGCGUAGCCCGGAGGAAGAGGGUGACUACAUGGCGUUUGAGCAACUAGUCGCCGAGGCCGCCAUGAAGAAAGAAAAAGAGUCCAAGAAGAAGGGUAAAGAAAAGAAGGACAAGGUGGACAAGGGGGAGAAGUAUGGGGACAAAGCCUGGGUCGACGCAGCCUCGGCAGCGGCUAAUGACGCACCUAACGUGCCCAAGUCAUGA